AUGCUCGCGGCUCAUCCCAGCGCUUCUCUUUUAGGGCCGCGCCGAGCGCUGAGCCUGCUGCUUCUGCUGCUAGCGCGGCCCAGCCUCCCAGUCGUAGGCUGCCCCGCACCGUGCAGCUGCGCAGGGACGCUCGUGGACUGUGGGCGCCGCGGAAUGACCUGGGCCUCGCUGCCCGCUGCCUUCCCUCCCGACACCACCGAACUGGUGCUGACCAGCAACAACUUGACCGCACUGCCGCCUGGGCUUCUGGAUGCUCUCCCUGCGCUGCGUGUAGUGCACCUGGGCGCCAACCCCUGGCGCUGCGACUGCCGCUUACUGCCGCUGCGCGCCUGGCUGGCCGGCCGCCCCGAACGCGCGCCCUACCGCGACCUGCGCUGUGUCGCGCCUCCAGCGCUGCGCGGCCGCUUGCUGCCCUACGUGGCAGAGGACGAGCUGCGGGCAGCGUGCGCGCCCGGCCUGCUCUGUUGGGGGUCUCUGGUGGCACAGCUCGCGCUGCUGGUCCUCGGGCUGCUACACGCACUGCUGCUGGUGCUCCUGCUGGGUCGCCUGCGGAGGUUGCGUGCGCGUGCGCGCGCCCGCGCCUUCCGCGAGUUAUCGCUCACAGACCCGCUGGUGGACGAGCAGACAUCCUAA
This is a messenger RNA of Arvicola amphibius (Eurasian water vole), 633 nucleotides long. It is a transcript of the gene Gp1bb, whose product is annotated as glycoprotein Ib platelet subunit beta. The record is from RefSeq and is a predicted model, not a curated record. The coding region runs from base 1 to 633 and encodes 210 amino acids. The transcript has a single exon. Lineage: Eukaryota; Metazoa; Chordata; Mammalia; Rodentia; Cricetidae.